AUGACUUUAAGAGACCUCCAGUACUGUCCAGGUGUGCUGGUGCCCAAGAGGUCAGAGUUCAAGGGGAAGAUGUUUGAGGUGGAGAUCUUCGAGGCAGGCAAACACUUCCUGAAGGGAAGACCGCUGGACGGCCACAAAGUAUUCACUCCCUCCAUCGCCGAGCCGCUGCAGAAGGGAGAGGUGUCUGGGCUAACUCAGGAGCAGCUGUCCCUCCAGCAGAAUGGAUCCGUCCCCUCCUCGGGCGUGCUGACUGCCUCCUGGAGCCCCUGGAGCCUGGACAGAGAGGGGCUGAAGCUGCUGUCUAUCAGCCUGGCUGUGGUGGCUAUCCUAGUGGUCUUCAUGUGGGAGAAACUCCACUGAGACCGAGGGGCUGGAAGACUUGGACCUGGGCCUGUAUUCAUAAAGCGUCUCGGAGGAGGAGUGCUGAUCCUAGAUCAGGUCCCCCCUUUCCAAUCAUCCUUAUAUUCUACUAGGCAAAACUGAUCCUAGAUCAGGUCCCCCCUUUCCAAUCAUCCUUAUAUUCUACUAGGCAAAACUGAUCCUAGAUCAGGUCCCCCCUUUCCAAUCAUCCUUAUAUUCUACUAGGCAAUACUGAUCCUAGAUCAGGUCCCCCCUUUCCAAUCAUCCUUAUAUUCUACUAGGCAAAACUGAUCCUAGAUCAAGUCCCCCCUUUCCAAUCAUCCUUAUAUUUUACUAGGCAAAACUGAUCCUAGAUCAAGUCCCCCCUUUCCAAUCAUCCUUAUAUUUUACUAGGCAAUACUGCUCCUAGAUCAGGUCCCCCCUUUCCAAUCAUCCUUAUAUUCUACUAGGCAAAACUGAUCCUAGAUCCGCAUUCCUACACUGUGACGCUUUAUGAAUAAGGGACCUGGGUCAAAUACAUAUGUCAAUUAUUUCCAAGUACUUUGUACUGGGCAAACGAAAUCAAGCAUAGCUCGAGUAUUUGAAAGAAUUUGACCUAUUUAUUUGGCCUGUAGGUUUGGUUGAAAUGGUUUUGGAUGGGUCCUAGUUUAGCUUUACAUGAGAAGGACUUCUCUGUCUUGGACAAAGACUGAUGGAAUCUGUAGCUGCAUGAGAGAGUUAGGAAGAGGAGACUAGGAGAGGAAACAAGGACAGGAGACAAGGAGAGGACAGGUUAAAGACAUGUUGUGUAAUACUCUGAUUUAAGAUGGUGGAUAGUAGUACCUUCAAUUAAAAGUAUUUAUUUUAUACCACAAUGAAACAGACGCAGGUGAACGGUAUAUUUUUGGUAAUGAAUUUACAUCACGGUAAAAUCCCUCUCUGUGUCUGUCGUACUGUAGUACCACAUUGUGAUUGUUUAUCAAUUUGUUUUUGCUCGUGUUUCUCUAUUUGUAUUUCUGCUUUUAUGUUUUCCAUUUUAACGUCAGUCUACUACUGAGUAGAUGGAGACCCCUAUGGGCCCUGGUCUGAAGUAGUGCACUACCCCUAUGGGCCCUGGUCUGAAGUAGUGCACUACCCCUAUGUGCCCUGGUCUGAAGUAGUGCACUA
Molecule: messenger RNA, 1506 nt
Organism: Salvelinus namaycush (lake trout)
Lineage: Eukaryota; Metazoa; Chordata; Actinopteri; Salmoniformes; Salmonidae
Product: threonylcarbamoyladenosine tRNA methylthiotransferase-like
Exons: 3
Coding region: 1-360 (119 amino acids)
Source: RefSeq, a predicted model, not a curated record